CUAUUAUUCACAUUUGUCAUUUUAACUUGGCUUUUUAUUAACUUCAAAACCCAGCCUUACACAUAAAAUGUUCCUUCAGUGGAUGUAUAAAACAAGAGCAAACCAAUCAGUUGUCACAUUUAGCCUAUAGUAGAUAUAAGCAAGAGAUUCUCUGCCAGUCCCAUAGCAAUUAAAUGAUUCAUUGGCUUUAUCGCAUUUUAACAGGAUGUUGAUUGAGAGCAUAAGCCAUAUUGAUUGUCCUGAUGGAAACAGGAAAUCGCGCAGAUAGAAAUAAAAUCAUUUGUUGUUCCCGGUGUGAGGAUACCCGGGGGAUUGAUAUGCAAUUGCACACUGUUGAGAGGCAUUACCCCCAGCAACCUCCUCCCCUCCAUUCUCUCCCCUAUGGAGACCUGGAAGAGACGUCAUCUGUGGUUGUUAUGCUGCGAAAUGACGCUGGCACUCUCUCCACCCCCUGCUACUGCAAUAUUACCCCUGUGGUCUGUUACAGAAGAUGCAGCACUCUUUGUCUGCACCAUUUCCAGCAUGAAGUUUGACGCCUAACAGUAAUCAGCCCUCUGCCUUCAUUUCCCUCAUGUGGAAGUGGAACCAUUUGAGUGCGAUGCUGAUAAUAAUAUCAGCCUAAAUGCAUCCUACACAUAAAACUCGUGACUGGCCUCAGUCCCGUAAACCUACACAAUUUUCUGUGCUGGGAAGCCUCGUAGAUAAUCCUUGUUAGUUGAACCGAUACCUCAACAAUUCUAAAGGGUUAAAAAUCUUGAUUAGUGCACGUUGCAGGGGUUUUUUUAUUAACGUGCAAUGAAAAAUGAACAGUUAGCGCUUUAUUUUUGGCUUUGUCCUCAAUGUUGUUUUAGUUGGUGAGAGGAAAAAUACCCCCAUCUCCCUGCAAACACAUACAAGCCAGCCCCUCCCAACGCCCUCCCUCUAAUGCACACUCACACACUUUGCAAGAGCACGUCACUGAGCUCAGGGAAUGAGUGGCUCAUUAGGAAGAAGGAUGUGAUAUUCUGAAUAGAGACUGUGAGACUCCCAGCGCAUCUAUUUUUAGAUGAGAUAUCUCUAUGACAGUCACCGUGGUGUUAGUUAAUUACAGCCACAACCCCAGAUGCCAAUUAAGAACGAAACAAAUGCUUUUAAGGAGGGGUUUUGCUCCUCUCUACUAUGAAGGUCCUCGUGUCCAUUCUGAGAGGAGGCAGGAGUGUGUUUGUUCAGCGUGUUUUCCUGUAUCAGGUUGGGACAUGCAGAGUGUAGUCAAAGCCUCGGCCAGGCUAUUUUUAAAUGAGCCCCUGUGGAAGGCAAGAUCUAGAUUUUGUUUUCAUUGUGGUGGCUUUUGUGUCUCUGGCUGUUGGAUGUCCACCAAUUCACUGACUUGCUGUGAAUCAUAGAGCUUCUCAAAGUUCCACCAGGUUAGAAGAGUGAUGACCAUCCUGUUCCUUACUAUGGUUAUUUCAUACUUCAGUUGCAUGAGAGCUGUGCCCCUGAGAGACGCCCCGGGCAUGCGGGGCCAUCGGACGGAAGGCUACUUGGGCGCUGCUGCGACGGCCGCACGAGGCCAUGGGACUCCACAGAGUGGUGGUGGGCCAGGCCAGCGCGGGGAGCUGCCCUCACUCACAGACACGUUUGAACAGGUGAUAGAGGAGCUGCUGGAGGUGGAGGGAGAGGCGGCACAACUGGGACAGGGGGCUGAUAACAGCCAGGGAGGUGGGGGCCCGUCCUCAAUGGUCACCACAGAGACCAAGGAUGUCGAUCUGUAUGACUCGCGGGUGAUGAUCAGCAACCAAGUGCCUUUGGAGCCGCCGUUGCUCUUUCUUCUGGAGGAAUACAAAAACUAUCUGGAUGCCGCUAACAUGUCCAUGAGGGUGCGGCGACACUCCGAUCCCUCACGGCGCGGAGAGCUGAGUGUGUGUGACAGUAUUAGCCAGUGGGUGACAGCUGUGGAUAAAAAGACAGCAAUAGACAUGUCUGGGCAGACAGUUACCGUCAUGGAAAAGGUCCCUGUCCCCAAUGGCCAACUGAAGCAAUACUUUUAUGAGACCAAAUGCAACCCCAUGGGGUACACAAAGGAGGGCUGCAGAGGAAUAGACAAGCGGCAUUAUAAUUCCCAAUGCAGGACAACUCAGUCCUACGUGCGAGCGCUUACCAUGGAUAGCAAAAAGAAGAUUGGUUGGCGAUUUAUAAGGAUAGACACUUCAUGUGUAUGCACAUUGACCAUUAAAAGAGGGAGAUAGUGUAUAAAAUGUAUAGAUUUUAUUGAAGAGUUUAAAAAAGAGAAUAAAGAGAAAAUAUCUAUUUGUAUAUAUACAUAACAGGGUAAAUUAUUCCGUCAAAUGAAAAUUUUAUGGACUGCAUGUAAAAAAAGAUGAAGUUUAUACAGUAAAAGUGAUGCUACAGUCUAUUUAUUGAACAUAUUCAUGACCUUGUAAACAAUUAAAAAUCUGAUCAGUCAUUUGCGCCCAGUUUAAAUUACUAUAUCACAUUCCUCAAAGACAUUGUGAUUUGUUUACAUUGCCAAGAAUUAGAAAAUGAAGGAAAAAAAACAGGCAAGGAAUGAGAGGACAGCUCCAUCUUCAAAAGCUUGCAUGCUGCUUCAAUUGUGAAUUGAGAAAUUCUCCACUUACAAAAAAA
Monopterus albus (swamp eel) is the source of this 2622-nucleotide messenger RNA. It is a transcript of the gene bdnf, whose product is annotated as brain-derived neurotrophic factor. Gene Ontology annotation, cellular component: dendrite; synaptic vesicle; axon. The record is from RefSeq and is a predicted model, not a curated record. The coding region runs from base 1416 to 2225 and encodes 269 amino acids. The transcript is spliced from 2 exons. Gene Ontology annotation, molecular function: nerve growth factor receptor binding; growth factor activity. Lineage: Eukaryota; Metazoa; Chordata; Actinopteri; Synbranchiformes; Synbranchidae. Gene Ontology annotation, biological process: neuron projection morphogenesis; nerve growth factor signaling pathway; negative regulation of neuron apoptotic process.